AUGAAAACAGCAUCUCAACAUCUCAGGCCUCUCGCCCUCAAGCAACUCACCAUCACCACACAAGCACACCUCCCCUCUCAGAUCCCAAACAUCCGCCUCUUUGCCUCUUCCACAGCCAGGUCUCCUCAGCCUCCCUCUCGCCAAACGCAAUCAAAACCCACCCCAAGAACAAACUUCACCCAAAACAAGAAACCAAUCCUCAGAGACACCAUCCGCCGCUUCAUCCCCGAAGAAGCCAAGAAAUUCGUCCGCCCAGACGGCACCCUCUGCACCACGCCCGAGACCGCCAGCGUCUUUCUCCAGCACAACAUCGAGCCGGACAACGGCGCCGCCCGCAGGUUCACCGCGGGACCCGCCAUCCAGAACGCCUGCAAGGCAUACCACGCCGUCACAGCCUUUAGCCCGCGGCACAUCAUCCACCCGCAUGACCUGCGUUUCUUCGACCCCAGGGGACACCCACUGGCUGCGGCGAGGCGCGAAAAGUACCUUCGCAAGUCGCGCGAGGAGCCGCUCUGGAUCAUGGUGACGAGCGCUGGAGCGGCAUCAACGGUGGUGCGGGUGCAGACGCAGCGGCGGCUGAAGAGUGCCAUCUACCGCUGCCUGGAAGACCUCGGGCUUCCGAAUGGUAUCGGAGAGCACAAGGAGAUCAGGGGCACGGUCUGGGUCACCCUUUACGAUCCCGUCAAGGCUUCAAAGCUGCCGCCAGAGCCCUUUGCUGAAGCGAUUGCGAGGGCUCUCAAGAGUCGGUGUGCCCAGCCUUUGAGAUGA
Messenger RNA from Trichoderma asperellum CBS 433.97, 768 nucleotides. RefSeq lists its product as uncharacterized. The record is from RefSeq and is a predicted model, not a curated record. Lineage: Eukaryota; Fungi; Ascomycota; Sordariomycetes; Hypocreales; Hypocreaceae.